AGGCGGCCAUGCGGGGCGGGAAGGCUCGGCCGGGGAGCCGCGGCGGCGGAGGCGGCGCUGCUGGGGAGACGCGCCGGACGGCUUGAAGCCCCGGCAGGGCCGAGAGGGACGGAGGCGGCGGGAGCGGCUGGGCUGAGGCGACCGGCUCCGGCGCUCAUGAUGGCGGCGGCGGCGGCGGCACUGGCGGCGGCGUGGAGGCGGCGGCUGUGAAGGGAGCCGACAGGGCCAUGGCGGCGGGCGUCAGCUACACGCCGCCCUGGUGGGUGAGCCUCCUGCACCGCCUGCCCCACUACAGCCUCCGGUGGGAGCCCGCCGGCCACGACUUCCGACCGGAGGACCCCGAGUACCAGCAGGCCCUGUUGCUGAUAGGUGGGGUUGCCGUGUCCUGCCUGGCUCUGGAUCUCCUCUUCCUCCUCUUCUACUCCUUCUGGCUGUGCUGUCGCCAUCGGAAGAGCGAAGAACAGCUGAACGCAGAUUGCUGCUGUACAGCCUGGUGUGUCAUCAUUGCCACGCUGGUCUGCAGUGCCGGGAUCGCUGUCGGCUUCUAUGGAAAUGGGGAAACCAGCGAUGGCAUUCAUCGAGUGACGUAUUCCCUCCGGCAUGCCAAUCGCACUGUUUCUGGGGUCCAAGACCGGGUGCUCGACACAGCAGUUGCCCUAAACCAAACGGCAGAACCGAACUUAGUGGUCCUCGAGGAGAUGUUUGCCAAGCAGACGGACUUCCUGCACGUUGUCCAGAAGCUCCAAGGACUGCUGGAUGAUCUAGUGAGGCAGGCAACCGAGAUCCCUUUCUGGAAGAACGAGGACGUCUCUCUGGAAGAGUUGGCCGUCCGGGUCGAUCUGUAUGACUGGUACAGGUGGCUGGGAUACCUGGGCUUGCUCCUGUUCCAUGUCUUGAUCUGUUUGCUGGUGCUGUUUGGACUGAUUAGAAACUCAAAGGCUAUUCUGAUAGGGGUGUGCCUUCUAGGGGUUCUUGCCCUUGUCGUAAGCUGGGGAUCGCUGGGUCUGGAGCUAGCUGUGGCUGUGGGUUCCAGUGACUUCUGUGUCAGUCCUGAUGCCUACAUCUCCAGGGUGGUGGAGGAUCAUGCAGUUGUCACUACUGAUAUUCUGAACUAUUACCUGGCCUGCAGCGCUGGCUCCCCGAACCCCUUCCAGCAGAAACUGUCAGGAAGCCACAAAGCCCUGGUGGAAAUGCAAGAUGAUGUACAAGAACUGAUGAAGUCGGCCAUCCGGGAGUACCCUGCUUCCAAGGAAUAUCUUAACCGGGUGCAAGAAGUUCUGAACUCCACAGAAAUCAACCUGCAGCAUUUGACUGCCCUGGUGGACUGUCGGAGCCUGCAUCUGGAUUAUGUCCAAGCCCUGACAGGCUUCUGCUAUGAUGGCGUGGAAGGGCUGAUCUAUUUGGUGCUGUUUUCCUUCGUCACGGCCCUGAUGUUCAGUUCCAUAGUGUGCAGCGUCCCCCACACGUGGCAGCAGAAGAGGGGUUCAGAUGACGAUGGAGAAGACGAAUCGACGGCUCAAGGGAACCGGCAGACCCACGACAACCUGUACCGGGUGCACAUGCCCAGCCUUUAUAGCUGCGGGAGCAGCUACGGCAGUGAGGCCAGCAUCCCUGCAGCAGCGCACACAGUCAGCAAUGCUCCUGUCACGGAGUACAUGAGCCAAAAUACAAACUUCCAGAAUCCUCGCUGUGAGAACACCCCGUUGAUUGGCCGAGAGUCCCCACCUCCCUCAUACACCUCCAGCAUGAGAGCCAAAUACCUCGCCACCAGCCAGCCUCGGCCAGACUCUGGGGGUGUGCACUAAAAACUAGAAUACCUUUCCAGUCAAACCGAAACAAAACGUGCCAACCGCUGCCAUCCUGUCCUGCCCUCCCGGAGCAGCCCCCGCUUUCUUCCUGACCCAAAUCCAGUUCUGUGGCUUUUCCUGUUUCUCCGGCCCAUCCUGUUGCCUGGGACAUGUUCAUUUUUGGAAGAAACCCGGAGGGAAGCUUGCUGAAGACUUAACGCUUUCGUUAUAUGUGGGGGGGAGUGACGAAUAAACAUGUACAGUAGAUCCGGGCCGGCCUUCAGUGUGCGGGACUAGCUCUGUCACCAUCUGACCGGGAAUUAGUUUGCAAACUUAUUUGCUGCCUCCUCUUCCUCCCUGGCCAGUCUAAUCCGUAAGACGAGCCAAUCAACUUCUUCAGGCGACCUGAGAAAAGUUGAUCUCUCCAUUUGCAGAAGUGCCGUGGAUUACAACACACUAACACAAGGGAGCAACCUUUAAUGCGCACAUAGUCCAAAAGCUCAUCUCGUGCCCGUCUCCUUCUUGGAAACCUGACUGUCUGUUUUCAGAGGGGGUUUUUUUGUGGGGUGGGGUGAGGGGGGGUUUGGUGCUACAGUGGAGAAAGAACUGCCUGUUCUUCACGUCCUGAUCAAUCUCGGAAUUGGGAUUGUUUGCUUUCCUUUCCUUUUUUUUUAAAGAACUGAAAAAUCCACUGAUUCCUUUUGUGGCUCCUCUCAGAUAACGUGGCUCUUUCCUUUGUAUCUCGCCCAGACUUCCGAGGGAGAAGCAGGCCACAUCUGCUCUUCGUGAGGUAGCUCUCUGCUCCCACAUAAUCUUCAGGGUCCCUUCCCACCAAUCCAGUGCCCCACAAUUAGUCCUAGGAGCAGAAAAUAUGAAGGGUGAGGAAUGUCUCUGACCAGCCUUGCUGAACUAGCCUGCUCCUCUUGGAUCCCUUAUUUUAUAACCGCAGUUAGUGGGGCUGUGUGGAAAUGCUUUGGCCAACCCUGUUUUGACUGUGCACCCCAAGCCAGAGUCUUUUUAAAAAGUUCCAGGAAAAGGUUUCAGGAGCAUCAGGGCAGAACAGGGGGGAGAAUUGGACAGGAGGAGAGCAGUUCUGUGCCAGGAGUCCAAAUGCAACAGGGAAGAAACGAAGAAUGCUUGCCCUUCCCAGAAGCUCAGGAACCCAUCUUAUGCACAACUGCCCCCUGAUGCAUAAGCGCUGCAUUUCUGAAAGCAUUCGCUUUUAGAUGCAGAAGCAUCGUGGGGCACAAGACGCAGAAGGAAAGCAAACGGUUAAGUACGUAUCAGAACAGACUCCUCCCCCUCUGAAGCAGUCUUAAUUUCAUAUGUGGCCUGGUUCCAGUUGCCUUGUAGUGUACCAGGGCGGAGGGACAACAGGGAUUAAAUGACCAUUGGAGGGGGCACAUGAGCCACUGUCCGCUGUCCUUGUGCUAGAAGGCGUCAUCUUGCAAAGCAAGAAUGCAGCUUGCAAGGAAACCUCAGGCAAGGACAACUGUAUCUUCAUUGAGCUGUGAUAUCAGAAGCAGGGCUCUCGCUGCUAAGUCUUUUGGUUAAUGACUCUGCCGCGUUCCAAGGAAGUCUUCCCUUAGAAACAAUUCUUGCAAGAAGAGGUGGCUCUUUGGAGACUUUUUGUUGAGAAAGGAAAAGGGCACUAGCGGGCCUUAAGUCCUUGGGUGUUGCCCAUGGACCCAUGAGAAGAAGCACAGAGUCAGUUUGUUCACUAGCCUGACCCUUUGGGAUCCUUUUAAGAUCCACCGUGGGUUAAAAGUUUUGUGCCAAUACACAGAUAGCGAGCUUUUAAAAUACAUCAGAGUCUUAAGUGAUGGUGGUGUAGCAUCUGUGCUGCUAGGAGGAGCAACUAGGAAGUUAGAGCCAGCCACUGUUGUUCCCCACAUCCCUUACAAGAGAAAGUUGUCCGCUGUCGUCUCCCCAACUGGACCAAGUCCCCAUUCUGACGACCGUGACACAAGCAGGUCAGCUGUAGAAGGUGCGCUCAAUAGGUGGCAGCGAAUCGUGCCUGUAGACUGCAUUUUUAAAACGCCUGUUCUUCACAUCUGUAGAUAGUGCACAUAGAUCCCAAAACAUGUGAAAGGGUCUUUAGAAGAUACUGAGGAAGUAGCCCUUUCUAGACCAGGCUCUCUUUGGUAGCGUAGCGAUAGUUCUUCGAGGCAAGAAUCUUGAGAAAGGAAACCCUUCCGGAUUUCCCCUCCCACAUCUUGUGCCCCACAAUUAGUCCUAGGAGCAGGAAAUUGAAGGGUGUGGAGCGUCCCAGUGGAGACCAAAUUUUUAGCCAGAGCCAAGGACCUGUCCACAUGUUACCAUAACCACUAGAGAAGUUAUCUUCCGUCUUGCUUCUUGGCCCAGCCACUGCUUACGCUGUGAAGAGGGACGUUGUUGGUAUAUCCUAUGUUGCAUAUUGAAGAUGUGCAAAGAUAUGGGUCCAUAAAUAGGAGAAUUGAAUAUUUCUUCCCUCCUCCCCCUUCCCAUACAAUGCUACUACCAUGCCAACCAUGAGGUCUGUGUAUACUGCCUGCAUCCCACCUGGGGACUCCUAGACUCAGCUUCCAGAGAUCGUCAUGGCGAACAACGGGCUUACCACCUACAAUACAAAACCUGGGUAUAUUUAAACUGAAUUGGUUGAGCCUCAACUUUUUGGAACCUUUUUUAAGUCACCUGUGGGAUACCGACAGCUCACAGGCAUCUCUUGGGGCUGUUCUUCUACAUGAACUUGUUUCCGAAUGUUUGUGUGUGUGUGGUGUGUGUGUGUGCGCGUACGUGCGUGCCUGUGUGCAAGAGAGGUCAUUUGCACGGGCGUGAAGAGAAGCUCACACAACCGCAACCUGUCGAGGAGACGUGACUUUUGUGUAGCCUCUGGCGCAAACCUGAAGCGCUGCACGGUUGCAGCAUGCCUGUGGAAUGGGCUUCUUGGGAGUUGUAUUUCCCCCUCCCUGUUCCUUCUUUAGGAGCCCCCUUCUAACAAGAUUGAUCCCAAAUCUUGAGCAGCAGGGAUCAUCUUUUAGCUGACUUUGGUGCUUAUCGGGGCUCCGAACGGUUUUUGGUAUCGCAAAAGACACUGCCCCACCCCCCCGCCACCGAACACCCUUUCCCUAAUUUGUAUGAAUUUUUAAGUGAUACGAUAUCUCAACACCACGUUGCUUGGAAUGUGUCCCUUUGGCUGAUCUUCUUGGCAUCCCUCUGUCACUUCAAGACCACUGUCAUGGCAUUGACUUAUGUUUCGGACAUUCAGGAGAAAUCAAGAGUCUAAUCUUGUCUGGAUACGGAUGAGAAGGCCGAAGACUGUGAUAUAAGUGAGUGGAAAAGAGCUUCAUAGCUUUUCUCUCAAACAUACACACCACAAUCUGCUCAUCUGGUUUAUUUUGUUGGGUUUUUUUCCCUUUUCUCCCACUGCAUCAUCACAGCACCUUUGAAAAAAAAAUCAAUAAAUUUGUGAUGUGAAUCGAAGAUCUUGUCAAGCACACAGACAUCUCCACAAUGUGAAAUGUAAAUAGCAUGCCGAGGCUCUUCGCAUCCCGUGUUCAAAACUGCAUUGUAAUUGUUUAAAAAAAAAAAGAGGAAAUCGAAUCAAGACUUGGCUGUGAAUUUUUAUUUUUAUCUUUUUGUGCUGUCUUGGAAAUAUGACUGUCGUGUUUGUAUCCUGUACGUAAUAUUAGCAGAGGCCAUUUUGAGUUCGCUUAUUGUUGAUUUCUUUUUUUAAGGGGGGGUGGCCAAGGUAAGAAUCAUGUCAUUUGUCCAUUUACCUGGUUCUGAGGAAUACGAUUUGCCCCCAAUCCACAUCCUCAGCCUCAUAUGUAGAGAACUUGACCGCAGAGUUUGAAACUGGCCCACAUGCUCUUUGUACAUCCUCAUUCAGAGGGCAUAGCUUGAUAAAAUUUCCAGCAAUUCUUUGUCUGGUAUUCUUGGGCAUUCCUGCUCAGCAAAUAGAUUGGGCGUUUAGACAAUUCACACUUCCACAGCUUGUGAGUCCCCAAGCCAGAUAAUGUGGAUUUCUGUGGUUACCAAACAAGGGAGCGGUUUGGAACACCACCACACACAACCGUUCAACUAGGCUUGGUGAGUCCCAAGAUGUACGCACUGCCCGACAUUUCGAGCUGAGCGUCAUUUGAGCCAAUGUCUGCGUAGCAGUCGCAGCUCUGCUACGGACUGUGGCACAGCGUAUGUGCCGGGAAGGAGCAUCACAUACCAUGGAAGGCGACUGAGAACAAAAUGGCGGGCUGAGCCAAAGACCCAGAAGGCUGGGCAGCAGUGUAGGUUGAGUUUGAUUGGUGACAGCACAGGCCAAAAAGGUAAUGAAAACAAGGCAGACCGAGAUGUUUGCUUUAAUUCCGUUCUGUUUGAUGCUUCCUUGAAAUGUAAUGCAAGUUUCUUAACUGAAGGAUGUGACGGUUGAGACUGAUUUAUGCCACUCUUGUUUAUUGGAUUGGGAUGGGAACCAUUGGAUGAUGUCGGGUCAGUUGGCCACUGGUGUGGUCUUGUGUGAUUUCUGGCAAGCUGUCAUAUCCUCCAUCCCUUUAUUUUUAGGGGAGCACGUGACUAUCUUCCAGUCUGUUCUCGAACUCAUUUACCACCCUCCACAAGGUGGGUGGUACCAAAUGCCUUAGGAGCUGCUCCUGGGUCAGACCCAACUUCAGCAUUACCCGUGCGAUUAAGAUAUCAGCCCCACUCGCACCACAAAGCCCCCUAAAUCCUCAAGCUCCAGUUCCCUAUGUGAAUUUCCUCCCUGAUGUUGGGUGAAGGAGGGUCAGCAGUAAAGGAAAACCCAGCCACGCAGCGACCCAAGGUAUUUCCAAUUCUGUUAACUGCCAUUUUAGCAACUCGUCCAGCAGCUGAUAACGGACUCCGCCCGGGAUGAAAAGAGGCCUGCCGUUAUUUCUGUGUUUAUUGCGCCCUUGCUGUGAGACGACGUCCCAGGGAUCAAACAAGAAUCGUAACCUGUGGCUUUUUGUUGUUGUGUCCCAAAGAACAGUUCAAGGAGGCUGGUAGAGACUCUAAUGGAGUCCGAGUUCACACCUCUGCUGUUAUUGUAGGAAUGGGAUAGUUGGAGGCUUAGAAGAGGGAACUGGCAUCCUCUGGGUUUUUUAAUCAUUUGCAGUUAAAGUUUCAGUGGUGGGAGCAGACUGUUCAGCCACACCUACUAGUUAAAUUGUCCCCUGCCAGUUGGGAGACCCCCUUCCGCCACCUUUGUGAAGCUCGCAUUGACAUCCCCAACUUCUUUUAUUGUGCUUCGUUUUUAACUUAUUUAUUGAUAUCGCUCAAAUCAGUGCCCUUCCAUCUCCGGAGCAUUUGGGCCAAACAAAAGCACCGGGACCAGUUUUCAAGGGGACCAUAAUUCAGGCAGCCGUGGGGAGUUUCAGAGUCUGAGGCCCCUUCUGCACAUGCAGAAUGAUGCACUUACAAUCCACUUUCACAAUUGUUUGCGAGUGGGUUUUGGGAUUCUGCACAGUGAAAUCCAGCUGCAAAGUGCAUUGAAAGUGGAUUGAAAGUGCAUUAUUCUGCAUGUACGGAAGGGGCCUCAGUCCUCCCUCUCACUGUCAAGAGAGGGAGGAACUGGUAUCGGGGCUUGCUGUAGGUGUCUAGCAUACUUACACCACUGUUCUCCUCUCUAUGCAAUCAUAAUUUCCCAUUUCCUCACUGCCACUCAGAAACACACGAUUCUCGUUCCGAAUCUUUUGCAAAAGCUUCAUAUCCAAAGAGUGUGGACGUCGGUGGCAGAGCAUGCCCAUGUAUUCUCCCCACAGCUUUUGCACUGAGCGUUUUUGGGUGCUCAAUGUGGCAGCGGAGGUUUUGCCAACUUUUGAAAACGACCUACUCACUGCAGAAUCCCAGAUGAACGUGCAGGCGUCAGCAAAGGGAUUUAUCCUCCAUUCUAUGAAAAGCUUCGCCUGCAGGCUUUCUGUACGUCCAGGCUGUGGCGAAACUCACAAAAACAGGCCAGGCUAAACGUUCUGGAGUAAAUCCCAUUGAAUAGGCUUGAGUAGACCCUGGGGGUAGACAGCACUGUUGGAAAGUUUCACUGCCAUCCUAAGCAAUGUUACACCCUUUGGAGUCCACCGAAGUCAUUUGGCGCAGAAGGGCGUCACUCAGUUUAGGACUGCAUUGCCAAGGUCUUAACGCCCUGAGUAAAUCUCUUAUUAGCCAGAAUAAACACAGCAGUUUCCUUUAGAUUUCAUUCUUCUGGAUUUUGAAAUUUCUCUCCCACUUAGGACAUUUGUGGGUCUGUUCCAAACUUACCAGUGAAGACUAACUCAACUUUGCCUCCCCCGCCUUCACCCCCAAAUGUUUUGUGUUUUAUUUUUAAUUGCGGGGAUUUAAAAUUGAGGAGUGAGCCUUCUAUUUUUUUAAAUCUUUUUUUAAUUUUAUUUUAAUUUUAUGAAUUGUACUGUACCUGUUUUUUACUGGAUUUUUUUCCCGUUCUGCAACUACUAAGCAAAAACAUUCUAAAUGUCAUUUCUGUGGUUUCUAAUCAGCUUGGGUUUAAUGUUUUAAAAUAAAAAAAAUUCAAAAAUAAA
Messenger RNA from Sphaerodactylus townsendi, 8314 nucleotides. It is a transcript of the gene TTYH3, whose product is annotated as tweety family member 3. Gene Ontology annotation, molecular function: volume-sensitive chloride channel activity; intracellularly calcium-gated chloride channel activity. The record is from RefSeq and is a predicted model, not a curated record. The transcript has 14 exons. The coding region runs from base 228 to 1805 and encodes 525 amino acids. Lineage: Eukaryota; Metazoa; Chordata; Lepidosauria; Squamata; Sphaerodactylidae. Gene Ontology annotation, cellular component: plasma membrane.